GUGAAGCGGGCGGGUGGCGGCGCAAGCGAGGAGCGAGCGCUCUGCCGGUCACCCGAGUGGACUGCAGUGCAAGGCGGCCGCCACCAGGGCCAGCACCUCGCGACAUCUCUGACACGCGUGUAGGCGAGCGACCUCUCCAUGAAGCCGCCCUCGAUUCAGCGCAGCCCUGCGGCGGCUUCGGCCGCAGCCCCGGCAAUGGAUUCAGCGGCCGCUGCAGACCUGACGGACGUGCUGUGCGAGUUCGACGCCGUGCUGGCGGACUUCGCAUCGCCCUUCCAUGCCCGCCACUUCCACUAUGAGGAGCACCUGGAGCGCAUGAAGAGGCGCAGCAGCGCCAGCGUCAGUGACAGCAGCGGCUUCAGCGACUCGGAGAGUGCAGACUCGCUGUACAGGGACAGCUUCAGCUUCAGCGAUGAGAAACUGAAUUCUCCCACGGACUCCACUCCAGCCCUGCUGACUUCCACUGUGGCUCCUCGGAAAGCCAAAUUAGGCGACACGAAAGAGCUCGAAGACUUCAUUGCCGAUCUUGACAGGACGUUAGCAAGUAUGUGAAGCAAGGAGUCCAGGGUCCUUAGGCCACAAGAGUGAGACUCCCGAAGGCUCCAAGCACCUGGCAAAAUCAGCUACUAGAAUCAGCUGCAGGAGGGGACGGAGCCGAGGCUCACACGUCAUCAGGCUGUUCUUGGUUCACCCUAACAAUUGCCAUCCUGCCCAUCUUUGGGCAACUCAGACAGCGAAACUGACUUUGUUUACCUGCCUGCAGCAUGUUUCAGCAGAUGAUCUGUCUAAUGUGUUUUUACUCCUUAAACAUAACUCUUCUAUAAUUUAAAAUGCGUUUAUGGAAAUAUUUGUAAUUACUUAUAUAUAGUUGGAGACAAUAAUAAGCUUUUCCCAUUAUAAUAUAUUUUUGUAUACAAAUAAAGUUUAAGCUGGAAUCUGUA
Messenger RNA from Chionomys nivalis (European snow vole), 941 nucleotides. RefSeq names its product regulator of cell cycle (gene Rgcc). The transcript is spliced from 5 exons. Gene Ontology annotation, molecular function: protein kinase binding; protein kinase activator activity. NCBI's taxonomy places the organism in Eukaryota, Metazoa, Chordata, Mammalia, Rodentia, Cricetidae. The record is from RefSeq and is a predicted model, not a curated record. Bases 139 to 552 code for a protein of 137 amino acids. Gene Ontology annotation, cellular component: cytoplasm. Gene Ontology annotation, biological process: regulation of cell cycle.